CCUUUGAACCCAUUGUUGUGCGCCGGCGUGACGUCAGCGCCGCGUGCUGGAGCGAGCGUGGCGCGCGUCUGCACGCAGACAGACAAAGACGGCGAACCGGAGGAGCAGGAGAGAGCACGUUAUUCCCCUCCAGUGCAACACGCGUAAAAACGCCCCGAGAAUAUGAGCGCACCGCUCGAGCGAGAGAAGCCGUGAUUUUAGCGCAAGCUGGCGUUUGAUUUUUUUUUACCUCGAGCGCUUUUAUAAAACCAACGCUUUUCUCCAACUCCCCCUUAAUAACAACUAGCAGCUCCGCUAGCGGUUAGCCAUCAUCAUCUUCACAGCCUUCCAGCAAACCCCAGAAAAAGAGCGCCUGGAGGAAUUAAGAAAGCGCGCUUGCUUUGUUGGCUGAUGCACACACGGGCGCUAUUAUGCCUAGCCCCCUGUUUCACCCUGACAUCAUGGAUCACGAUAUGGUAGUGAGCACCACCGGGCAAUCCAACGGGGUCAGUCUGCCCCCCGCCCGGGACACGGAUAAGGAGUCCCGGGACGAAGACCAUCAGGAGGCACUGCUCUUUGCUUUGGAUCAGCUGUCACGCAUGGCGCUCGAGAAGGUCGAUUGUCUGGACGGGGCAACGGGAAGCGAGAACUGUAACGGAGGCGGCGGUUACAUCGACUUGCAGAUGCUCGAGCACACGAACGGCUCGCGAGAAUCGCCCGGCUCGUGCUCGCCAUCUCCGGAGUAUUACGGUUCGGGGGGCAGCGGCGGGUACCACAUGGCCGGCUCGCACGCCAUCCUCGCGGAUCAAAGCUCGAUGCUUCGGAAGAGGAGCGUCAACAUGACCGAGUGCGUACCCGUGCCCACGUCGGAACAUGUGGCGGAAAUUGUCGGGAGACAGGGUUGCAAGAUCAAAGCUUUGAGAGCAAAAACAAACACUUACAUCAAGACCCCUGUGAGAGGAGAAGACCCCGUGUUCAUCGUAACAGGCAGGCGUGAAGAUGUGGAAAUGGCCAAGCGAGAGAUCAUUUCUGCAGCCGAGCACUUCUCCAUGAUACGCGCCUCGCGCUGUAAAGCAGGCGGAAGUGGUCCCAGUUCGGGCGGAUCUCUUCCCGGACCUCCAAACCUGCCGGGGCAGACCACCAUCCAGGUGCGAGUUCCGUAUAGAGUUGUCGGUCUGGUGGUGGGUCCCAAAGGAGCCACUAUCAAGCGCAUCCAGCAGCAGACGCACACUUACAUCGUCACGCCCAGUCGUGAGAAAGACCCUGUGUUUGAGGUGACCGGAAUGCCAGAGAAUGUGGACCGUGCCCGAGAGGAGAUCGAAACGCACAUCACACUCCGCACGGGCGCCUUUGUGGAUCUCCAAGGCGACAACGACUUCCACAACAAUGGCACAGACGUCAGCCUAGAGGGCCUGGGAUCACUGGGUCUGGGGGGCACGCUGUGGUCUCGUACCAGCCACUCUGCACCUCCUCCUCCUCCUGCCACCCACCACCACUCCACUCGUAAGAUGUCAUCCGCAUCCUACUCCAACGGCGCGCUGAGUUCAGAAACAUUCUCUGCAUCGCGCCGGGCGACAGAUAGCGGGAGUCCCACCAGCCCUUUCAGCACAAGCAGUGCCGGUGGCAGUUUCUCUUUUGGGGGAGAUUCCACCCCCGGCCUCGCCGGUACCAUGGAAGACAUCGGGUUUGAGUUAACCGGCGGUAACAUCUGGGCUCCCUUCGUCAACGGCAGCAAGCAGCAGCCUAAGCUUAGGCGCAACAGCAGCGGCCUCAGCGGGGGCGCUGUGACCCCGCGCCUGUCACCCACCCUGCCCUCUGACGUGCCUGGCAUCGAUCACCCGCUGGCACGCCGGGCGCAGAGUGACCCCCUCAGCGCCAUCUCCUGGCUGCAGGCGGGCGGCGGCUCCUUCUCAGGUGGCAGUAGCAGCAGCGGCGGAAGCUCAACCGGUUACUCAUCCUGCUCGGCCUCAUCACUUCCUGGUGGCUCACCCACUGACUCCGAGGGAGGAGGCAGUGGCGUGGCCAUGGCGACUUCCAUGCUGGGCCGGCUGAAAGCGGGCGUGGUGCCCUGCGGAAGCAGGGACUGUUUUGUGUGCUGCGAGAGCGAGGUGACUGCCGCAUUGGUUCCCUGCGGGCAUAACCUCUUCUGCAUGGAUUGCGCCGGUCAGAUAUGCCAGUCGCAAGAGGCAGAGUGUCCCGUGUGCCGCACCCCUGCCACUCAGUGCAUCCGAAUCUUCUCUUAAUACCCCUGUUAAAGACUGCCUUCAUAGGAUUGACAGUGAUUAUUAGAUGACACUAUUCUGAUUUAUUGACUAUAAUAUUAAUAAUAACUCUGAAAGUAAUGAUAUUACAAGCGUCUCAAGUACUUUUUUUUCUUGGAACUGAGGAUCAAACAGUGUCUUAUCUUUGGCCCUUCACCUUCAUUCGCUUGAACUGUUCAACGGUUAUUUCUCCAUGAUGCUUCCAGAUGACCGUUGCCUGUUUUUUUUUGCCUGCGACUCUUUCUACUCAGAUUUUACACUUGCAUAAGACUGCACUUUUUAUCUAAUGUCUGGUUUUGUUAGAAGGUUGGUGAUGCAGUUGUUUUUUAAAUUAUUUUUUUAUAAAAUCUUGUGUUGCCGUUUU
Messenger RNA from Triplophysa dalaica, 2604 nucleotides. RefSeq names its product RNA-binding protein MEX3B. The record is from RefSeq and is a predicted model, not a curated record. Gene Ontology annotation, molecular function: RNA binding. The coding region runs from base 411 to 2222 and encodes 603 amino acids. The transcript is spliced from 3 exons. Lineage: Eukaryota; Metazoa; Chordata; Actinopteri; Cypriniformes; Nemacheilidae.